Magallana angulata is the source of this 3422-nucleotide messenger RNA. RefSeq lists its product as uncharacterized. The transcript has 5 exons. Lineage: Eukaryota; Metazoa; Mollusca; Bivalvia; Ostreida; Ostreidae. The record is from RefSeq and is a predicted model, not a curated record. Bases 65 to 1126 code for a protein of 353 amino acids.
GACCGAAACCUACCAUGGUCGAAUAGACUCGGACCCUGCGUCGUGAAAAGGAAAGCCAGCAUCCAUGAGUUCUGAACAUGGUCUUGAAAACAGUUCGGAGACAUCCGAGCCCUCUGACAGGUUAAGUUCUGUUGCGGAUAUUUCAAGUCCACCAAGUUCAACCGGAUUAAAACUUUCUAAUUGCACAUCUGAAUGGGAUAGUCGUUUUGUUGACAAACUUGGAAUCCGACAGAAAGAAGAAGACAUAUUCCGAAUUAUCUUAUCAGAAUGGUGUUUGGUUUUUUUGAGCGAAAAAGAACAAUUAGAUGUUGAGAAAUGCGUUGACGUCUGUGAUUUACAAUUCGAUUACGAAUCCUUGGAGAAUGUGCCUCUUCAACGACUCCAUGAAAGUGGAUGGGUACCGAGUUCCAAGCAAGUGGAACAGAUUAGAAACAUUCCAUUACUUAAAAAGUUUCUUAUGAAACUAGAUGAAUACAACUUCUACCUAGCACAAAUUAUCCGUGGAAGUAAAUCAAACACAGCAAUAUCUGAAGGCAAAUAUGAGACAUUGUUUGAGAAGCUCUUGCAAAUCUUUGGAUUUUACACUCUGAGCCAAUCAUUUAUAAGUAUUGAGAAAGCUUUCAUACAAGGAAGAAAUGUGUCCUCAAGAGCUGACAUAAUCUGUUCCCUAGAGAGACCAGCAUCAGAGAGGGCAGUUGUAUGUGUUUGUGAGGUAAAAAAAAACUUGCAACAGAAUGAUGCAGAAUCUUCCCCUCCAAAGAAGAAAAGAAGAUCUUCCUGCACACAAGAAGCUCAAUGUUCUUUCACUGGAGAUCAAGAUUGGAGGAUGCAACAUAUUGGAGAGCUUUUUGUUUACCUGGAUAAGUCUGUGAGACCUGAGGGGAUGCUUGGGUUCAUUAUUGAUAAGACUUGGGUACGAGUGACAUACCUUGCUGUUAAAGAGUCAAGUUGGAGAAGAAUUCAGAACACACCUGCUAAUGGAGCGGAAUCUGUUGAUUAUGAGGAAGGAGAGCACCCUAGAUUUUUCUACAGUAAACGCUAUAAUUUUCUAAACAGAGAUGAUCGCAGGGACUUAUUCAAAGCACUCUUACUUGUAAAGAAGAUGCAUGAAAUACAUGAGAGAUGAUUGUAAAAAAUCUUUUAAUCAUUCCUUUUGUGAAAUUGGAUAUUAUAACUGAUUUAAAAAAAAAAUUACUGAAUGUCAUAUCUUUCAAAAUUUGACAAUUGCACAAGCAGGUAGUUUCAGUUCAGGUGCAGCAAAGUUGAACUCGUCUAUUAGAUAUGUUGCGGUUGUUUCUCGUCCGUUGUCCCCAGCUUUUUGGUUCUAUUUUGCAAGUACCAGUUCAUGUAAAUGUUUAUCAAAGAUAUUUAAUGGCCAGUAUUGUUCGUAUUGUAAACCAGCAUAAUAUGAUCGCCAUACCUUGAAGUUUAACUCUUUUGUCAACAUUUCUAUUUUUUGGUCAGACUUUUUAUCAGAAAUGAUACACACAGCGAGGAACUCAAAUAAUCUUAAUUAGCCUAUUGAUUGUUAAUUUUAUUGAUUGUUAAGUUUAUUUAAAAAUAUGAUGUAAAUAUUUGCAGGAAUAAAAGUAUAGAAAAGAAACCCCUGCAAUGUUUUUAGCUCACCUGAGCCAAAGGCUCGAGCUCAAGUGAGCUUUUCUGAUCACAAUUUGUCCGUUGUCUGUCGUUGUCGGCGUCGUCGUUGUUAACUUUUCACAUUUUCAUCUUCUUCUCAAAAACCACUGGGCAGAUUUCAACCAAAUUUGGCACAAAGCACCACUAGGUGAAGGGGAUUCAAGUUUGUUCAAAUGAAGGGCCUUGCCCUCUUUAAAGGGGAGAUAAUUGAGAAUUAUUGAAAAAUUGUUGGUAUUUUUAAAAAAUCUUCUUCUCAAAAACUAUUCGGCCUGAAAAGCUUAAACUUGUGUGGAGGCAUCCUCAGGUAGUGUAGAUUCAAGUUUGUUCAAAUCAUGGUCCCCGGGGGUAGGGUGGGGCCACAAUUGGGGGAUCAAGUUUUACAGGAAAAUAUAGAGAAAAUCUUUAAAAAUCUUCUUCUCAAAAACUAUUAGGCCAGAAAAGCUCAAUUUAAAUUGGAAGCAUCCUCAGGUAGUGUAGAUUCAAGUUUGUUCAAAUCAUGGUCUCAGGGGGUAGGGUGGGGCCACAAUUGGGGGAUCAAGUUUUACAUAGGAAUAUAUAGAGAAAAUCCUUAAAAAUCUUCUUCUCAAAAACUAUUAGGUCAGAAAAGCUUAAUUUAAAUCGGAAGCAUCCUCAGGUAGUGUAGAUUCAAGUUUGUUCAAAUCAUAGUCCCUAAGGGUAAGGUGGGGCCACAAUGGGGGGAUCAAGUUUUACAUAGGAAUAUAUAGAGAAAAUCUUUAAAAAUCUUCCUCUCAAAAACUAUUAGGCCAGGAAAGCUCAAAUUUGAGUGGAAGCAUCCUCAGAUAGUGUAGAUUCAAGUUUGUUCAAAUCAUGGUCCCUGGGGUUAGGGUGGGGCCACAAUGGGGGGAUCAAGUUUUACAUAGGAAUAUAUAGAGAAAAUCUUUAAAAAUAUUCUUCUCAAAAACUAUUGAACAAGAAAGCUUAAAUUGGCGGGUAACCAUCCUCAGAUAAUGUAGAUUCAAGUUUGUUCAAAUCAUGGUCCCUGGGGGUAGGGCGGGGCCACAAUGGGGGAUACAUUUUAAUAUAUAGAGAAAAUCUCUAUAAAAUCUUUUUCUCAAAACUAUUAGGCCAGGAAAGCCCAAAUCUGAGUGGAAUCAUUUCCAAAUCGUAUAGAUUCAAGUUUGUUAAAAUAAUAGUCCAGUGGUAUGGUGAGGCCAUAGUGGGGGAUGAAUUUUUACAUAGGAAUAUAUAGAGAAAUUUUUUAAAAAUCUUCUUUUUAAAGACCAUUUGGCCACAAAAGCUUAAACUUGUGUAGAGGCAUCCUCGGGUAGUGUAAAUUCAAGUUUUUAAAAAUCACAGUCCCUAGUGGUAGGGCAGGGCCUUGAUGGCGAUUUGAAUUUUUACAUAGUAAUAUAUAGAGAAAAUCUUUAAAAAUAUUCUGGGAAAGUUUUCAGUUCAAAACUCAGUACUUUAUAGUGUGAAAGCACAGGUUAUGCAGAUAUAAGUUUGAUGAAACCAUGAUACCCUAGAGUAAAGUGGGGCCACAAAAUGGGGAGGGGGGGAUAUAUAGGAUUAGAGAAAAAUCUUCUUACAGGUACAACAACAAAAGGGGAUUGGUAUUUACCAAAAAAAAAGAGGUGGAUAAAAAUUGGCAGAAUUUUAAUUUUUUUUUUUUAGCACGAUCUACUGUACUUGGUUGUCAAGAUAUUUUGAUACUUUAAUGCUAAUUUGAUCAGAAUUAAGGCAAUUGUUGCUCAGGUGAGCGAUGUGGCCCCUGGGCCUCUUGUUUUGUAGUUAUCAUUUUUUUAAAAAUAAAUAAUUAAAAAACA